This is a messenger RNA of Symbiodinium sp. CCMP2456, 1623 nucleotides long. Lineage: Eukaryota; Dinophyceae; Suessiales; Symbiodiniaceae. The record is from the annotation of a GenBank genome assembly.
AUGGCAGCGCAAGAUGUCUUCCGGAAAGGGGACCUCGUGGAGGCCUUUUACCAGAUGCCAGCUCCUGAAGACCUCGGGCGUGAGCGGGUGGACAUGAUCGGAGAUCGCUGGAUCCUCUGUUCCGCUCCGAUUUUGGGCAAUAACAGGCCCCGCAUUGGCUGGACCCAGCGCUGGCUGCCCGCCGUCGUGGUGGAGGCCACGGAGGCAUCAGAGGCUGAUGAGCAGGAGGUCCGCUGCCGCUGGGAGCUACGCCAGUGGUAUGACUGGGCCACCGGCGACCACAUCGAGGUCACAACGGACCCUCAUGCGCUGGUUCACGAAGUCGGAGCGCACAUGGUGCGGAGGCGCUCGGCAGAUGCAUGGAAGAUUCCGAAGACGUGCAACUGGAAUUCCAACGUGCUGUACCCACGCUGCGGAACUGAAAUGGCAGUCGGUGGGUGCGAAGUUGCCGUGUCCUUUAUCGUGUUCCAGUGGGGUGCUGCAAAGAUCGGGGUGCAGUAUGACUCCCACUCUUGGGGCGCAUCGGAAGGUUCCACCGUGUCGAACCGCUUCAUUCAGAAAUUUUUUCAAGACGCCGUGAUUCCCAAAUAUCAGUGUGACUACGAAGUCUUGACGGUCUUCAUUCAGCAUAGUGAUGAGUUUGCAGGAAUCUCACCUGAAUUCCUCGCGUCGCUCUGCCGGGGUCGUUCGGUGUGUGCCCUUUACUUCCUAUGGCCCAUUCAGGGAUACCAAAGCUAUGGUGAGAAGUUGCCCACAGCAGCGGCUUACGUCACUGCAGAGCCCUUCUACGCCUUGGUAAGUCGCAUGGAGGCCUCGGGCAUUCCGACGAGGUGGCCGCAUCCCGUGCAGCUUUGGAAGCUCUUGACUUCGAAGGACUGGAUCUCACAACUUUGCAGCUCUUGGCAGUUCCAAAUUCCGGUGACUACCCGGGUCUCCAAAGCUUUGGUGCUCGUGGACCCUCCGAAGGCCGCCUUGAUGGCCUUGAGUGCCCUCCGGGUGCUGCAGCGAGCCCGGCGGGAGGCCUGGAAGGCCACGCAUUCGGAUUGGAGCGAAGGGGAGUCCGAGCUGGUGGUGAAGCUGGGCUACAGCUACGAGGCUGCAGAUGUGAGGAUGGUGAAGCCAGAAACCCUGGCCGAGGCCAUGUAUUGCUUGGUGACCCAGCCGAACUACACAAACGACUGCGUCUACGUCCAGGAGCGCGUGCGGACGGUGCACCUGGAGGCGCGGUGCUUCGUUCUCAACGGCGAGGUCGUGGAAGCCUUGUUCACGAGGUUUGCGAGGAUUGACUGCAAUGGGUAUGUCCGAGACUACGAAAAGAGCGCCAAAAACGAGGCUAGCCAGGGCCAAGGCCAGGUGGAGGAGGAGCCCCUGAAGUGGCUCUUAAAUGACAAGGCGGCCUUCGAGGAUGCCAUGUUGCAGAUGAGGCGUCUGUCCCGUUUGUGGCAUCUUUGGCUUCUGGCUCAGUCGGCCGAGCCGACGGUUUCGGUUCGGAUCGACUACCUGGUGGAGCGCGUGGGUUUGGGCAGGGCCGAGGUGUGGACCUGCGAGGUCGGGGAGCAGGGGUACAGCAUGGAGGGCAUCGAUCCUGCUCUUGUGUUCAAGGCCGUCGUUGACACUGUGUGA